Acinonyx jubatus (cheetah) is the source of this 5392-nucleotide messenger RNA. RefSeq names its product WD repeat domain 97 (gene WDR97). Gene Ontology annotation, molecular function: protein binding. NCBI's taxonomy places the organism in Eukaryota, Metazoa, Chordata, Mammalia, Carnivora, Felidae. The coding region runs from base 9 to 5282 and encodes 1757 amino acids. The record is from RefSeq and is a predicted model, not a curated record. The transcript is spliced from 20 exons.
AGGCCAAAAUGGAGACGGGAGUGUCAGAUGUCAGCAACCCCUUUUCAGUAGAAGGUGACAGCCUGAUCCUGGAUCUCGACUUGUAUGAUGCCGACAACUAUGACGUCCCGGAUCCAGGGCUGCUCAAGGAGAAGAAUGAGUCGUUUUCGGAGCCAGUCCCGGGGCUUUUUACCAGCAGCUUGCGGUGGCAGAACAUGACCCCGCGCGCCCGUGCCCGCCAGCUAUGGCUACUCCUGCGUACAGGCCUCCGUGACUUCGUGGAAAAGGAAAAGAGAGCCGAGCUGUGCGUGGGCCGCUUGACACACGGGCUGGAGCCGCUGCGCCACCUGACGGUGGCAGCUGGGCUGCGCUCAGUGGCGCAGGACCCAGCGGGCAGACGCUUCGUGGUGCUGGAUGGUGCAGGCCGCCUGCACCUGCACAGAGAAGACGGCUGGGCUUACGAGAAGCUGUGUGCCCCAGCAGUGCUCACGGGGCUGGUGGCGGUGCCAGGCCCUCUGGGUGCUGUGGGCCGCUUUGUGGGCUGGGGCCCCGAGGGGCUGGCCAUACUAAGGCCUGACCUCAGCCUGCUGUGGCUGAGCAAGCCAGGGGUGGCCAGGGUGCCGGGCCACCAGCCCGUCUGCUGUCUGCCGGUGCCCAGCCUGGGGCUGUUGCUGGUGGCAGAGGAAGGAGGCAGCCUGGUGCUCUGGAAGUUCCGUUCAGGAGGCCGCUGCCUGGUGCCGUGUGGGUCACCUCUGCAGCUGCCACCAAGCCCUGCAGGUGCAGUCACCCGUUUGGUUCUCGGGCCCUUGCCCUCCCACCAAGCCCCAUGCUGCUUCGCGGCCUGUGGCUCGGCUGUGCUCACCUUUGCUCUGGACAGCUGGUCUCUCGUAGACGUGCGCCGGGACCUGCAUAAAACCACCAUCUCGGACCUGGCCUACUGCAAGGAGGUAGAGGCCAUGGUGACGGCUUCUCGCGACAGCACAGUGAAGGUGUGGGAGGCCGACUGGCAGGUCCGGAUGGUGUUCGUGGGCCACACAGGCCCAGUGACAGCUGUGGCCGUGCUGCCGAACACCGCCCUAGUCCUGUCAGCCUCGCAGGAUGGGACGCUGCGCACGUGGGACCUGCAGGCGUCAGCACAGGUGGGCGAGGUGGCGCUGAGCAGCCGGGGCCGAGGGGUGCCAUCUGGGCACGUGAACCGCCUGCUGGCGCCCGCUGGCCCCGGCUGGCCAGUGCUCUCUUUGAGCGCGAGCAGCGUGGAGCUGUGGCUCCUUCGCGAGCUCUACUCGCCGUUGGCGCAGCUGUCAGCGCAGGUGCUCCACCUGCAGACCGCGCCCGCGCUGCCCGCGCCCGCGCACCCGCCGCUGCCUAUGCGCCUUGUGUGCGCAUGCGCCGAUGGCUCGGUGUACCUCGUGUCGGUCGCCACCGGGCGCACGGUGAGCGCGCUGCUGCUCGAACCGGAGGACGGCGCAGCCUCGCUGCUUUAUUGCCUACCGCGCGAAGCACUGUGGCUGCUGACACGCGCCGGACACCUGGUGUGUGCCAACGCUGCACGAUGCCCCAUGCGCGUGCUAAACCGGGUGUGCCCGCCCCCGGCCCCUGCGCCCAGGCCCUGCUGCCUGCACCUAUACAGCCACCUCACAGACCCCAGCAGCGCAUUCGCCAGCUGGCAGAUCGUACGCCAGCAUGGGGGCGAGCUGUGCCUCAGUGACCUGGCCCGACCCCGGAAGGACAAAAACCGGUACCUGCCCGUGGUGGGACACACGGAUGGCACCCUAUCGGUCCUUGAGUGGCGCUGGUCGAAGCCCGUCUUCCAAACCGAGGCACACAGCCCGGGCCCCGUCACCGCCAUUGCAUCUACCUGGAACUGCAUUGUGUCCUCUGGCGGAGACUUGACCGUGAAGAUGUGGCGUGUCUUCCCCUAUGCUGAGGAGAGCCUCUGCCUGCUGCAAACCUUCUCUUGCUGCCACCCGGCGACGGUGCUCUGCGCUCUGGGGAAGCGGGUGACUGUGGGCUUUGAGGACCCAGACAGCGCCACCUACGGCCUGGUGCAGUUUGGCCUGGGCAACAGCCUCCGCUACGAUCACCGGCCCCAGGAUGACCCCACGGACCACAUCACUGGUGAGGGGCAGGCCAAAAAUAAAGCCCAGGCCAUCCUCUGGCCCUGGUCCCUCACGCUGAGCCCUGGUCCCUCAGGCCUGUGUUGCUGUCCCACACUCAAGCUGUAUGCCUGUUCCAGCCUGGACUGCACCGUCCGCAUCUGGACAGCCGAGAAUCGCCUGCUGAGGCUCCUGCGGCUGAAUGGCGCCCCUCAGGCCCUGACCUUCUGCAGCGACAGUGGGGACCUGGUGCUGGCUCUGGGCUCCCGACUCUGCCUCGUGUCCCAUAGGCUCUACCUGCCCACAUCUUACCUGGUUAAGGUAUGCAGUGGGCACAGGAUUCCUGGGCAGAGUGAGGCUGCUGUGGGCAGACAGGCCCCCCCAGGCCAGAGCUGUAGGUUUCUUUCUCCUGUUCAGAAGCUAUGCCGGAAGGUCCCUGAUGUGGUGGAUGACCCUCCCCUGCCACUGACCACCCAGGAGUCGCUGACCUCAGCCCAGCUGCAGAGGCUCACCAGCUUACGUGGGGUGGCCAGUCUUAGCACGGACUUGUCUUUCAUCCAUCACCAGACGGCCACACCUCAGCAGCCAGUGUUGGAGGAGGACCUAGAAGCCCUAGUUUCCCGGGAUGAAGACCUUCAGAUGCUGAGACUGGGGCUGGUGGUCCCGGCAGCCCAGCCCCCACCCUCCUGGCAACAGCGGCAGGAGGCCUUUGACAACUAUCUGCGUCUCAUCUAUGGCCCUGGCUUGCUGGGCAUGCGUUCUGGAAGAGAGUCCCAGCAAUGGAGUACUGUGACCCUCACACUGGAGAGAGAGACCUGCGAUGUGUGUGCCUCGCCCACAGCUGCCCUCAGUCUUAGGCAGGCUGAGGUCUGCACCGAAGCCCUAAGGGGGCCGGCAGCCCGCCCCUUGCAGGACCUGGGGACCGGGGGCCAGCGCUUCGCCCCCCCUCCCCGAGUCCCCUUGCCCACCCCCCACCCCCACUGGGGGGUGCACAGCAGGGCCUCCCAGCUGCUGGCCCGCUCCUCUCUGAGCGGCAGCCUGGGCCUCAGUCUGGACCUGCAGCUGCAGUUGGAGCGGCUCCGAGGGGAGAAGCCUGUGGUCCCGGGCCUACCAUCCCCCCACAUACAGCACAGGAUCCCCCUCCUGAUGAAGAGGCGGCCCGAGGAGCUCCUCUCCAACCUCCAAGGCUUCUUUCCUGCCACCAUUCAGCCCUGUGAGCCCUCGCGCAGGCCCAUCCACUUCCCCGGCAGCGUGCCCAACUCCGUGGUGCUGCAGCAGAUGUGGCCGCACAGGGAGGUCAGCGGCCUCGGAGCCCCCGCCCCGCUCACCAGCCAUGGCAGACACCAGGCAAGGGAGGACCGGGGGGCUCGCUCCUGGGCUCUGUGGAAGGGGGCCCGAGUUCCCGCAGCAUGCCAGCGGCCACCCGUGCUCUCCCCUCUGCAGCCAGGUGGGAGCCAGGACAUGUGGCUGCCACGACGACGCGGGAGGCAGCGGCACGCCAAGUGGCAGCAGAAGCUGAUCCGGUGGUUGGGGGAAGAGGAGGCGGAGGAGGAGGAGGAGGACGAGCUGUAUCUGGACUGGGCCUCCGACUCCCUGAGCCCACGCGGGCACCUCUCCGAGUUGGAGGAGGCCAAGAGCCCCGAGGAUUGGACCCCGAAGCCCUCGCACUCUCGUGACGCCUCCGCCGGGACCCAGGCCUCGCGCGGCCCCUCGUACCCCUUCAGGCGCUCGCUCUGGGAAGAGCGCUACGGCCAUCUGCCCAGGUUUCUGCAGUUUUUCGUCUGCCAGAACUGGUUCAAAAAGCUGUUCCCCAUCUUCAACCUGAAGGUUCGGGGGUCUCGGGCACCUGGGAAGCACAGGCUGGCGGGGAGGUGGGCAGUGCAGGGAACAGGGCCUCGGCGCUGGGUAUCACAGGUGUAUCCCGAAGUGGGCACGGUGGAGGGCCUGGCCUCGCUGCUCAUGGGCCUGCUGGACGAGGCCUCCUGGGCAGACCGCGUGCACAUCCUGGGAGCGCUGCUGUGGCUGCUGCCUGACGUGAGCAGAGACCUCUGUAACCGGCUGCGGGGCAUCCUGGAGCGCUUGCUCAACCUGGACCAGCCCCCCAGCCUCGAGGACCAGACGCAGAAGCAGUUCGUGAUGCUGGCGUUGCAGCUCCUUCUGGCAUGCUCCCUGGAGUCCCGCGAGGUGGUGCUGGAGCUCAUGUCCUACUUCCUCUACUCGCCAGCCUCCUGCCGGCCCUGGCUCAAGAAGCUGCUGGAAGGGCUAGGCCUUCAGGAUCCGCAGGGCUUUCUGUUCAAGGAGAUGACGACCUGGGUCCAGGGCCCGGACGCCAACUGCAAGGCUGCACUGCGCCAACGCUGCUGCCAGGAGCUGGAGGAAAUGAUGGAGCGGCUACAGAUGGAAUCCUUGCAGCCUUCUGUAGUAGCCGAGUUGUCAGAGGUGCUGCCCAAGGUCUCCAGGACCUCGGCACUUUACCCUCCUCCCAAGGAGGCCCCGUCUCAGAUUUCCGUGCUUUCUGGGUCACCUUUUCAUGUCUCAGUGACACCCUCAGCCUAUUCCUGGGCCCCCUCACUGGUGGUCUCACCUGGGGAGCUGGACUUGGCCACCCUUGAGUCCCAGGCCCAGCAAAUGCUUCCACCAAUGUGCUUCUGGCGGACCAGACGCACGCUGUCAGAGACACUGCGACACUUCUGCCCCUCGUCCGAGGUCCAUUUGCAGCCCUCAGUACCCACUGCGCUGCCGGAUAAGCCACUGCCACUGGAGCAGACGGACUGGUCACAGUCGCAGAUGCUGGACCUGAGGCCGAUCGAUGCGCUCAACUUCUUCUGUGAACAGCAGCGGGCCCGGCAGCAGAGUCCCCUGCAGGAGGAGCCCGAGAGCCCAUGCCUGAGCUUGCGCCCACCUGUGCCCAACACGGUGCUACCACAGCCCUGGGAUCGCUGGCACUAUCCUAUCCUCCGGCUUCAGGAGGCCAAGGUCCAGAGGUCUCCGAUGAGACUGAGAGGCCGGAUGCCGUCCCGGCUCCGGGUGGGCAGUGCCCUCCAUGGCUCCAUCCGCAUGCUGAAACUGCCCCUGCCGAGGGUGGAAAUUCGUCCCUUCCCCCCGGCCUGGCCCAGGCCUGCCCGUCCGCUGCCCCCACUGCUCCUGCAGCCUGCUUUACAGCGCUACUUUCUGCCAGAUGACACGAACCCUGACAGCUACAGUUGACCAGGCUGGUGGCCCCAGUCUCUUCUUCCCUCCAGCCUGGAGUCAGGAAGCCGCUUUCCAGCCAACUGUUCUCCCCCUAGAAAUAAAGUCCAGAGGUCGUGGCCAGAAAA